This is a messenger RNA of Brassica napus (rape), 3161 nucleotides long. RefSeq lists its product as uncharacterized. NCBI's taxonomy places the organism in Eukaryota, Viridiplantae, Streptophyta, Magnoliopsida, Brassicales, Brassicaceae. The record is from RefSeq and is a predicted model, not a curated record. Gene Ontology annotation, molecular function: nucleic acid binding; zinc ion binding. Bases 1435 to 2889 code for a protein of 484 amino acids. The transcript is spliced from 4 exons.
GUUUCAUUUUUAUUACCAAACGUGAAGAUACUUCAAUAAUAACUUUUUAUAAAACUGAUUGUUUUGUUUUAACAAAGAUAGUUUAUACAUUAAGUGGAAAUUACCUGGAACUAUGUCCAUUUUGCCUAACUCAAUAAGAUUUAUUGUUGAGUUUAAAAUAAAGUGUCAAACUGUAUUUAUAGAGGAACUAAUCAGUGGGUGAAAAGACAUGACCCUUCAAAUUACAACUAUUCCUUUCAUUUGGACUUUUUAAAUAAGAUGCUCAUAACUGUUUCUAUUCGUGUCUAUACAAGCAGUAGCUUACAACAAAACGAAAAGACAUGUUCUCUUUCUCUUUUGAUGUAUGGAAGGUUACGAAUGUGGUGGUGGUUACGGAGGUGGAAGACGCGAGGGUGGAUACAAUGGUGGUGGUGGAGGUGGCUACUCCUCGAGAGGAGGUGGUGGCGGAGGAUACGUUAGGGGUGGCAGACGUGAGGGUGGGGGAUACGGAGGUGGUGAUGGUGGAUGUUACGGAGGCGGCAAUGGUGGUGGUUGGUAAUUAGAUUAGGUGGUGGUGGUUUCGGUGGUGGAAGACGCGAGGGUGGAUACAAUGAUGGUGGUGGAGGUGGCUACUCCUCGAGAGGAGGUGGUGGCGGAGGAUACGGUGGAGGUGGCAAACGUGAGGGUGGGGGAUAAGGAGGUGGUGAUGAUGGAGGUUACGGAGGAGGCGGCGGUGGUGGUUGGUAAUUAGAUUAGGUUUGUGUAAUGACCCACCUCCACUAUCCCCACUAUCUCCACUAUCUCCACCAUCCCCACCACACCCACCAUCUCCACCAUCCCCACCACACCCACCAUCUCCACCAUCCCCAACUUCUUUAAAGAGAAAGAGAGAGAGAGGGAGGGAGAGAGAGAGAGAGAGAAAGAGAGAGAGAAAGAGAGAGAAAGCUCACCUGAGCUCGUCGCCGGAGCAACCGUGUGCCGUGAUCACGUUCAGCUUGCCACCACCGAUAAACGCCCUAGGUAACCGCCGGAAACCGCAUUCCUUAAGCUCAUUUUCGUUUCCGUUUAGUAAAUCACCCAUAACUUCCUAACCAUUGAUCAUCUCGUACAUCCAAGGCCAUCAUCGUGUUCCUCUCGUCGAGACGAAGCCGUAGACACCAACCACGCCUCAAACGGAGCCCGGACGAAGCCGCACGCGCCUCCCGAAGAUUCGCCUCGGCGCGCGCGUGAAACACACGCGCCACCGCCGUCCGCCGGAGCCACCGCGAGUUCCGGCCACGCGCCGCCGUCUCCGACCAACGUUCGCCGGAGCCGCCGUGACCGACCACCGUCCGUCCGCCGCCGAGAAGCCGCCGCCGCGUCGCCGCCUCGCCGCCGUCGCCGCCGUUGAUUUUCCGAUUUGGAGUCCAUUUGAGCAGCUGGAGUUCAUAGAUACCACCUCUUAUUGUUGCUAAGAUGCCGCCAAGGAGAAGAACCACCCGUGCCCAGACCGCCAGAGCCGUUAGAGACAAUGUAGAUGAGCAUGAGCAGCCCGCAGUUCCACCACCCGCGGCUCCACCAGUUGAUCAGGAUGCAUUGAGACAGAUGGUUCAGGAUGCCGCUAGACAGGCCGCUCAGGAAGCACUUCAGCAGAUUGCCCAGGAGGCAGCCAGGCAGGCCGCUCAGGAGGCCGCCCGAGUAGCUGCUCAGGAGGUUGCUCGUCAGAUGGCUGCCGUUCAGCAGGGACCGCAGAUUCAGGUUCAGCAAGUUCCACUGGUUCAUGUCCAACAAGAUCAGCAGAUUCCAGCUCAGCAUGAUCAUCAGGAUCCCGUUCAGCAGGUUCCCCUUCCACAGGUUCCUCUGCAGCAGGGUCCAGUUCAGCAGUUUGCUCAUGGUGUUCAGGAUCUACCGCCACCACCACCGCGACCUCAUGUUUACCCGGUUUAUAAUGAGAGGUUCUACAGGCUGACAUGUCAGAUGAGAAACAUGGAGAUGGAGCAUUUUAGCGGGACAGUGGAUGCUGUAGCUGCACACGAUUGGAAGUUAGCCUUGCAGCGGAAGCUGGAGAUUAUUGAGUGUCCACCAGAGUUGUCGCUCAGAUUGACUAUGCAGUACCUUCGUGGAGAUGCUCUUAUAUGGUGGGAGGGAAUACGAUUGAGCCAUUUUGGGCCAGAGAGACUUACUUUCGCUGAUUUCAUUCGAGAGUUCGAUAGGAAAUACUUUCCGAAGGAAGCGAUGGAUAGGAAGAAGUGCGAGUUCGAGCAUGUAAGCCAGGGAGAGAUGUCUAUCAGGGAGUAUGAGGUUGUGUUCAACCAACUUCGCAGAUUUGCAGGAGUGGGCAUUUCAGAAGAAGACUUGAUUAGAAAGUUUUUGAGUGGGAUGCGAGUGGAGAUUCGUAACAGGUGUCGCGUAGUCACUUACCACCGGUUGGGAGAUUUGGUGGAGAAAGCUGCCGAGCAGGAGGCAGGCUUGGCGGAGGAGAAGGAACUCGCCAAAGCAGUUCAUGUUAAGUCUGGAAAAGCUCCAGAGUCUCAAAGGAGAGCAGGGGACCCGUCGGGAUUACCGAUAUGUCCUCGUUGCCAUCGCAGUCACAGUGGGCAGUGUAUGAGGUGUCUUACUUGCGGUAGGAUUGGACACAUUGCGAAGUUUUGUCGAGCUAGGCCAUUGGAUACGCCACCAGUCAGACAGAUUGCAGCACCAGCAGCACCAGCAGCGGCACAUGUUUGCUUUGGCUGUGGUCAGCCAGGUCACUUCAUCAGAGAUUGCCCGAGGAAGGACAAUGCGGCACUUCCACCACCACCGAAGCGUCUAGCCAUCGCUCCACGUGUGUUUGCGGUUGGAGAUCCUCAGGGAGCUGAGCCGAUAGCAGGUAUGAGUCUUUUCCAUACUUGUUUGUGUUUGGGUAUUUUGGCUCGUGGUUGUCAUGUGUAGUUAGUAAAAAUCUCGUGUAGGAUCGGUUUUAGUUGGAGGAGAGUCAGCUUAUACCUUAUUCGACACGGGAGCCUCUCAUAGUUUUGUGAGUCCGCGCUUAGUCCAGUCUUGGUCUUUUCGUGGAGUCUUUGAACCGAAGGCUAAGCAGAUCCAGACUGCCGGCACGGAGAAGUUGGGUGCAGUUGGCAUUCAUCACGAUGUACCAGUUCUACUUGGAGGAGUCGAGUUGCUCGGAGAUUUGACGGAGAUGGAGAUGAGCUCCUACGAUGUUA